This is a messenger RNA of Cebus imitator (Panamanian white-faced capuchin), 3950 nucleotides long. Its product is annotated as olfactory receptor 51B5. The transcript has 5 exons. Gene Ontology annotation, molecular function: G protein-coupled receptor activity; olfactory receptor activity. Gene Ontology annotation, cellular component: membrane. The coding region runs from base 576 to 1604 and encodes 342 amino acids. Gene Ontology annotation, biological process: G protein-coupled receptor signaling pathway. NCBI's taxonomy places the organism in Eukaryota, Metazoa, Chordata, Mammalia, Primates, Cebidae. The record is from RefSeq and is a predicted model, not a curated record.
CAGAAAGCUUUGGUGGGGGUGGAGGGGGUGUUGCUUGAACCAGGUGUUGGGGAAGAAUGCAGGAGUUCUGAGGUUUCUGAUAUGACUUGGGGGUCUGAAAUUCAUUGCUGACCAGGAUAGAAAAAGGUGAGAAGUAACUUGGCAAGGUAGAGAAGACUGAAGAAGUCCCAAGGAGCCAUGGAAGGUGUAUUUCCAGAGUAGCAGGCAGAGUGGUUCCUGUCAGGAUUGGAGGGAAAACCAAAAAUAUUAUAGACCCUGGGACUAAAGUGACGUGGUGUGCUUGGCUGAAGCACCAUGUGAUAAGCAUGCCUGCUGCAUUCCCUGGAAAAGAGAAAACUCCUGCUUUUGUCUCUUUCCUCAUGGUCUUUCUUCUGAGAAUCCAAGAGCAGUGACUAGCUGAAGACAUGUGAAUUUUCCACAAAACGAAGUAGAGUGAUUCUAUAGAUCACUAUUCUAGCUGCAUUACAAACCAAAAGUGCUAAGUUGUUGCCUCAUGCCUAGUUGUCUGGAACCUCUUCACUGAAACGAUUACAGUUAGAUCUCAUCUGUAUGGGUGGAAGGAAAAAAUUCUGAGAAUGAUAUGUUCAAAGUGCUACCUUGAAGUUAGAACUGCGCAUUGUGGUAACAACAGAAAGAGAAAGACAUUUCUUAUGUAUAAGCUCAGGAUGUGGUCCAACAGCAGCUCCCCUUCCUUCUUGUUGACUGGUUUUCCAGGCUUGGAGGCAACUCAUCACUGGAUUUCCAUAUUUUUCUUUUUCAUCUAUAUCUCUGUCCUUUUCGGCAAUGGCACCCUCCUCCUUCUCAUUAAGGAAGACCACAGUCUUCAUGAACCCAUGUACUUCUUUCUCGCCAUGCUGGCUGCCACCGACCUGGGGAUGACCCUGACCACAAUGCCCACGGUGCUGGGAGUCCUCUGGCUGGAUCACAGGGAGAUUGGAAGUGCAGCCUGCUUUUCCCAGGCCUACUUUAUACACUCACUUUCCUUUGUGGAGUCUGGUGUUCUGCUCAUCAUGGCCUAUGAUCGUUUUAUUGCCAUCUGCAACCCUCUUAGAUAUACCUGUAUACUUACUAACACUCGAAUAAUGAAGAUUGGACUGGCAGUUCUGAUGAGAGGAUUUGUAUCUGUUGUUCCCCCAAUCAUGCCCCUCUAUUUUUUUCCCUAUUGUCACUCCCAUCUUCUUUCACAUGCAUUCUGCCUUCACCAGGAUGUCAUUAAACUGGCCUGUGCUGAUACCACCUUCAACCGACUAUACCCAGUUGUACUUGUAGUCUUUAUAUUCGUGCUGGAUUCUCUGAUUAUCCUAAUCUCUUAUGUGUUGAUACUCAAGACUGUCCUGAGCAUUGCCUCCAGAGAGGGGAGGCCCAAGGCCUUCAAUACUUGUGUCUCCCAUAUCUGCUGUGUCCUGGUUUUCUAUGUCACAGUGAUUGGAUUGUCUCUGAUUCAUCGUUUUGGAAAGCAGGUUCCACAUAUUGUUCACCUCACUGUGAGCUAUGUCUAUUUUCUGUUCCCUCCACUAAUGAAUCCUAUAAUAUAUAGUGUCAAGACCAAGCAGAUUCGGAAUGGUAUUCUUCACCGUUUUACUACCCGUAGAACUGGAACCUGAUCUCUGAUCAUCACAGUCAUGCUCACAGAAUGUAAAAACUCUAAUAUUUAGGGGGAGAGCAAAGAAGUGUCAUAUCUAGCAUGCAUGUUCAUAUAUCUUGGUAAAAUAGAUGUUAAAAUAGAGUUUCAGAUUUCCCUAAGGCAUCUUUUUAAGCCCAAAUCUUUAGCUAAAUGUAGUUUGCACAAAUUUUUGUUGCAUUCCUGCAUAUUGAAUAUUUCUCUAAGAUUUCCACUAAGUUAUUGUGAUAACAAUACCUUAGGCAUCUAUUGGUGUGUCUAUAAUGUAACUAACAUGUUUAUUUCAUGGUAUAAAGUUAGCAGAUAGGAACAGCAAUAAGAAUAUAAAAUUAUUAGUUGGUUUGAGUGAAAUGGAAUAGAGUUUGGUUUACUAUAUCAAAUCCAAUUUCCAACUCUUAUGAAUUCCUCUGCAGAUGUCCAUAUAAACAAUGGGGACCUAUAAGUUUGGACACUGAAGUCCAGGAAUUUUCCUGCAAAAAAAAAAAUGUAAUCUUUGAUUAGUGACCUAAUCACUUAUCAUCCCAACAGUCUAGUUGGCUCCUCCUUUCUCCAUCAAAUGAUCAUAAGUUUGUCUCAAAGACCAUAAACUCAUAUUUAUUCCCCAAGACAGUUCCUUCCUACAAACUUUUAACAAAAAAUGUGAGAAGAGGAAUCACGGAUGAAUGAGAAGACACAGACACAGUCAGUACCUCCUAUUUUGCUCUCAUUCUUAUCCUACUACCCUCGUUGUUAACUCUGAUGUUGAAGCCAUCCCAAGAUAUCUACCCAUGGAUAACUAGUCUGAAUUAGUGGAAGAGACAGUUCCUUCACUCUCCUUCUGCUAUGAACAAGGUCUGAAGGCUCAAAAAAUAGGUUGAUGCAUUUUUUGAAGAAUGAUGGCUGUCUGUACAUAUAUAGUCUGAUUCCAUUUUAUAAGUGUAAAUUUCCCAAAAAAAUACAACAAUUUCAUUUCUUAUUUGAUUAAAAUGUGUCUAAUGCGUUAGGAAGGGACUCAUCCCUCAAUUUAAAAUAUCCUAGAAAGAGAGAGGUUAUGUCUUACUUACACUUUAAUCAGAGAAAAAAUAAUACUUCAGUGAGAGAGGAGAGGGGUCUCUAUGGAAGAUACUGUUUAUGUCUUUGGUGUUUUGCCCAGAUAAUUUUACAUAACUGUGCACCUGUGAAUGUUGGCUGCUUGUUGUUCAUGGUUUCUGCAUUCUGCAGAGUGUUCUCUACUCAGUAGGAAAUGUCUCAUGAAGAAAAUGGCCCCUGCUCCCCAGGAUGCAGGCCAUAGGCAAAUAUUGACCCUCUUGCUUCUAAAGCUAAGCUCCAGCUGUGACUGUGCACUUGCUUACCUCCUUCCUUUGGCUAUGCUACUUUUUCUUGCUCCCUGUCUCCUGAAAGCAUUCACUAAUAAAUGACACACAUCUGAAUCUACCUCAGGCUUUGCUCAAUGAGAGUCCAGCUUAAACACUGCACUCCUUAUUCAUAUUUUGUUUCAUUAAGAAAUGUGAUUGGGAAAGAACUGAGCAUGUAGGAAAAACUAUGGGCUUUAUCAUUUUUUUCAUCCUUGUCACUCCAUGUCAUCUGAGCAACACAGUCUGAAUGCUCAAUUGUGAGUGUGAGUACAUGUAUGUGAUGCUAGGUUUUUGUCCUGCUUUCAAUCAUUCAGGAAAGCAAUCAUGUGUCCCUCAACUUCUUCUCUACCACAUCCACAACUUAUUUUAUUAAUAAGAAUAUUGUGAGGUAGAUAUUAUCAUUAUUUUCUUGUGGGGGUGAAUUUAAUAUAAAAAAUUAAACAUCCCCUCCAAGGGCAUAAAAUUUAUAAGUGGUAUAGUUGUGAUUCAAAUCUAUAUCUUCUAACUAUAAGGCCAGUGUGACUGGUACUCCACUAAAAUAGUCUAUCUUAAGUUGCUUCUACUUUGUGCCUUGUAUUCCACCAUGCUUAUAGAAGUAAUACCUACUUCCUUUUUCUGAAAAUUUCUUCUCCUUCUACUCCAAAUAUAUUGUUCCCUAUGAAAACCGAUAUUUUCCAUUGUAUCUCCAAACUCCUAACCACAGAGCUUUUUUAAAAGAAUUUUUCAAUAUGACAUUGUAAAAAAAAUAGUAAUCGUUUUAUUGUUGGUAAAAGUACUAAAAUGCAAUGCUGAGAAUUGUUAAUAACAAUGUUUUCCAUCAGGCAAGUGACUUCAAACUAUAAUAAGCAUUUAGAGUAAAUUAUAGAUAAAAAAAUGAUAAUAAAUAAAAAGGAUCUUCAUAUCCCUGAUCCCAUGUCUUCCUGAGACUCAGUAACAAGGACAGUUUGAAUUCUUUCUUGAUUCCACAGUCUAGUAAAGUCAUCUUCUUGUAAUUU